Molecule: messenger RNA, 2187 nt
Organism: Durusdinium trenchii
Lineage: Eukaryota; Dinophyceae; Suessiales; Symbiodiniaceae
Source: the annotation of a GenBank genome assembly
AGCUUUGGCUCAAAGCAAUUAUUUGGUCAUGUCUGACAUGAUUUUUAAUGUCUUUCUUUCCCGAUCAGCUAGAAUGCAACCCUGGUGCAGUGGCAGAUGUGACUGCCUGUACGGAAGCUGUGCUGAAGCCUGACUUCACUGCCUUCACGGCGCUGGCGCUGGCGCUGGCCACUGGCCUCGGCGCCUUCUGCCUCACCGCCGUGCUUGGCUUUCUGCUGCGUGGCCGCCUCACCCGCCCUCAACGCACAGCGGCCUCACCGUCGGCCUCUGUGGCCUCGGCCGUCGGCCGGCGUGGGCUCCAAGGGGAGGAGGCACCUUUCCCUGAGGUGAGCGUUCUCCAGCAGUUCCUCAAACAAGCCCAGCUUCACCCAGAGGCUGAGGUCGCCAGGGCCGUUGGUGUCUCGUCAUUGUCCCGUCAGGAUCUAGAAGCAGCUGCAAGGAGCCUUGCCCAGCUGCUGCAAAGCGGAAACGAAGGUGAAGAUGCAAUUGGAGAGGGUGGAAGGCAAGGCUCGCUGGUGGCGAUUUUCUUGGAGCCAGGCCCACGUCAGGUUGUUGCCAUUUUGGGCAUUUGGCUGGCUGGCAAGGCAUGGACUCCCCUUGACCGGCAGUCGCCUUUUCAGCGAGUUGCUGAGAUGCUCCAACUGGUCAAGCCAUUUGGUUUGGUCUGUGAUGAGACGGCCUUCUUAGAUGCUUCCGAUGACUCGCUUCGGGUGGUCUGCGCAGAUCCUCGGGAUUCGAGGGGCGUGGAAUGGACUGUGUGGACCCGAGCAGAGAAGAUGACGAAGUCACUGAAGUCAGAGGCAGUCACUGAGCUUAAACUCACAGCAGACAGUGUGGCGCAGGUGAUUUACACCUCCGGGUCCACAGGUGUGCCUAAGGGCGUGGUCUACUCCCACUCCAGGCUUGCACACUCCUCGCACUUCUUCGGCGAGCAGUGUGGAGUGGGUGCUGGUACGAAGUGUUUGCAACGUACUGCCAUGAUUUGGUCUGUUUACCGACACGAGAUCUAUCCGGUGCUUUGCAAAGGUGGUACCAUCAUUUUCCAUGGCCAGCCACCUGGUGCUCAAGGUCAACCAGCGGGUGAACCGCUGCGAAUGGCCCAGGUCAUCGAGUCUGAGGCCGUCAAUCUCUUCGUGACCACCCCCACAGUGCUGGAGCUUGUGCUCGAUGCUUCGGCUGGGCUUCCAUCAGCACCUUUGGGGUCGUUACGACACGUGGUUUGCAUGGGAGAAGCGUUGCCUCGGAGACUGGCGCAAAGCUUCUACGACCAAGUCCCUGGUGCUUGUCUUUGGAACUUCUAUGGCUCCACGGAAACCGAGAACGCCACCUUCGAGGUGCCAAGGACAACUCAAGACGUGUCCAGUUUUCCAACUCAAGUGUUUCGUCUGUGUCUGACUCCUGAUCUGUUUAGGACUUCAACAUCACAGACUUGACAGUGUUUUUCGCUAUGACUUGUGCGUCCAUUGGUCGUUGUUUCCUCCAUAUUCAGGGGAACAUCAUCAAACCCUUGUCUUGUCUAUCUAAAAACAUGUCAACAAUCUUUCACCAUUUUUCCCGAAGCAGGCAGUUUCCUGUUUGCUUCGCUCAAUGCUUUUAAGUGUGUGCUUUGGCUGGGCUGUGCCCGUCUCCCCCUGCCAACCUCUGCCGACCUCAAUCCUUCGCGUUUGUCUUCCAAUCUGAGCUGCUGCGUCAAUCCUUUUUUGUAGCUGCUGCUGCUAGAACCUGCUUCUUGUCAUGGCCGAAAACUGUUUGGGGUCUACGGUCCGUGGUGUAAUUGGUAAUACUGUACUAGUCAAGUCUAAUGUCCGGUGUUUAGGUUGGUUCCUUUUGCCUUAAUUAUACAGUACAUAUUCAGUCUGGCAUUGGUUCUUUUUUUUCAACAGAACCAGCAAGCCUUCCAAUGGGUUUCUCCAAAUAUCUUGUCCAUCCGUUUAUCAUUCCCCACAGACCCUUGUCGCCCGUCCACCUGCCCGUCUCAAUGCCUGCAAUUUUCUGUUUCCUAUGUACUUUUUUCAUCCACUGCAUAGUCCUGUUCAUCUCCGGGCCUUACGUCGACGCAUAUUGCGUAGUUUGUUGUAAUCACUAUUUUUCAACACCCCUUCAAAUUGUACAUGUUUCAGGGGGUUCAACUUAUAUCCAGGUGCCUUACUAGUAGUAACAGGUGCCUUACUAGUAGUAACAAGAAGC